Molecule: messenger RNA, 3433 nt
Organism: Diaporthe batatas
Lineage: Eukaryota; Fungi; Ascomycota; Sordariomycetes; Diaporthales; Diaporthaceae
Exons: 2
Coding region: 747-3422 (891 amino acids)
Biological process (GO): regulation of DNA-templated transcription; DNA-templated transcription
Molecular function (GO): DNA binding; DNA-binding transcription factor activity, RNA polymerase II-specific; zinc ion binding
Source: RefSeq, a predicted model, not a curated record
ACCUCGGGAGGCAAGCACAUGCUGCCUUGCUGAUCAUCAGGGUGAGACUAAACUGGACGUCCCACCUGCCUGAGUGCUGGACUGGACCGCAGCCACCUGCUGCCCGCCGUCAUAUCGCUGCCAUUGGCGUGGCGCUCACGUCUCGCCGCCCGCCUGCCCGCCCUGCCCGCCCUGCCGUCCUGUCCAGCACCACAUCCACACACACAGCACGCACGUCAGGCUUCGUUCGUCCCCGUCGACGGCUGGGCUGCAGAUGUGCCGGGAUUGGGCGCCAGAGGAUAACCGGGCGUUUGUAGCGCCCGUCGCAACCCACCACCGCCUCGGCACCGGCACUGGCACUCGCCCAGGCCCUCGCCUGCGCUUGAGCCCGCAGGCCCGUCAAUCACAGCCUUUGCUUCCUUAUCGCCCAUCAGCCCAGUCCUCCCACGCUGUCCUGGCAACUGGGGACCUGGGCUCGCGAGAUACGGAUACAGAUAUAGUGCUUGCAGAACGGCCCCUCUUUUCCACCUCUGACGCUCCGCAACUCAGAUCGCACGUCCCGUCCGGCUCCUGCUCUCGGUGCCUCCGGUAAAUUUCACGACAGUCUCACCUGAUUCGACCCGGGUGGGUCGGAUGCUGACUGAUGCCGGUGCCGGUGCCGCGCCGUGCCACCGUCCUUCUUCACGUCUGCUCCGUACCAGCCGCCGUCGCCAGCCCAGCCCGUCUCCGCCCUCGAGCCACGGCUCUGGGCCCCGAGAGCAUCCGCAAUGGAACCUCAAACCCCUCAGCUGGCCCUUCAGCCCCAGCCCGCCGCCCCAGCCCCGGACGCCGCCCCACCUCCGCCCACCAAGAAGAAGUCGAGGAGCCGGAAUGACCCGGCUAACCAGAAGCGCCGCUGUGUCAGCACUGCCUGUAUCGCUUGUCGCAAGAGGAAGUCCAAAUGCGACGGCGCACUGCCCUCCUGUGCCGCCUGCGCCAGUGUUUAUGAGACCGAAUGUGUCUACGACCCAAACUCGGACCACAGGAGGAAAGGCGUCUAUCGCGAGAAGAUCGACAGCGCCAAGGCCAGGAACUCAACCCUCCAGAUCCUCAUAGAGGCUAUCCUCAACGCUGCCGAGGAGGAUGUCCCCGAGAUCACGAGGAGGAUCCGCACCUGCGACAGCCUGGAUGCCGUGGCAGAGACUAUCCUGCAGGAAGACUUUGCCAACAAGAACAGUGACGACGCUCAGUUCGAUGACCAGUACACCACCGACCAGCCCGUCGAGGGCGAGCGAGACCUGGCCAGGAAGAUGGGCGAGCUCCGCAUAGAGAACGGCACCAUCCGCUUUAUCGGCGGCACCUCGCACCUCAUCUACCAAGGCGACCCCCAUGACACGCCCGCUGAGCCCGAAUCUGUCAGCCUCCAGACGAACGAGGACCCUGUCACCAGCUGGUCUGAGGUGACCAAGGACAGGAAUUUGGUCAUCCACCUGAUGAACAUGUACUGGAACUGGCACUACCCGUACUUCACCACAAUCUCACGCAAAUUGUUUUGGCGAGACUUCCUCAAGGGCAAGCCACGAGCCUUACCAAAGGGCACCAUCUACUGCUCGCCCCUCCUGGUAAACACCAUGCUGGCACUGGGCUGCCACUUCACAGACGUGCCGGGCGCCUUUGCUGUGCCGGGGGACAGUCGGUCCAAAGGUGACCACUUCUUUGCCGCCGCCAAGAAAGUCAUCAUAGACAACGAUGAGUACGAGAAGCCCAAGCUGGUCACCGUUCAGGCCUUGGCCUUGAUGUCCGUACGCGAAGCGGGCUGCGGGCGCGAGGCCAAGGGUUGGGUCUAUAGCGGUAUGAGUUUCCGUAUGGCCCAGGAUAUCGGCCUCAACCUUGAUGCUGGGGCAAUUGCUUCGGAAAACGGACAGAUCAGCGCCGAAGAGAUCGAUGCCCGCAGGAUAACAUUCUGGGGCUGUUUUCUCUUUGACAAGUGCUGGUCCAACUACCUCGGCCGGCUACCACAGCUGCCCAAGAACUCUUACAAUGUACCAAAAUAUAACGUCUUCCCCGACGAAGACGGCGGUAUUUGGUCGCCAUAUGGGGACGGCGGAUUCGAUCAGGCCCUCAGCCAGCCGGCACGGACCCGUGCCGUCGGCCUCCAACUCUCAAAACUAUGCGAGAUCAGCAGUGACUUGUUAAUCUUCUUUUACCAUCCGAACCAUAUCGGCAGGUCAAGUGGGAAGUCGGUUGAGCUGAAGAAGCUCAGUGAGCUGCACAGGCGGCUGGAAGACUGGCGCAAGGAGCUGCCGCAGGAAUUCGAGCCCAAGGAUGGCCAGCUACCGAAUGUGAUAUUGAUGCACAUGUUCUAUCACCUGCAGUAUAUCCACCUCUUCCGGCCAUUCUUAAAGUAUAAUCCUGCCACGUCCCCUCUGCCACCGCACGUGUCUCCUCGACGCAUAUGCACGGCCAAUGCCGGUUUCAUCUCGAAACUGAUGAGGUUAUACAAGAAAUUGUACAACCUCCGGCAAAUAUGUAACAUCGCGGUGUACAUGGUCCACUCUGCCUGCACUAUACAUCUGCUCAACUUACCCGAGAAGACUGCGAGGAGGGACAUCAUCCAUGGCGUGAAGCAUCUGGAAGAGAUAGCCGAGGACUGGCUGUGCGCGAGACGAUCGCUAAGCAUCAUCAGCGUCCUCGCCAGGAAAUGGAACUGCGAGCUGCCAGAUGAGGCAGCCGUCAUUCUUCGCCGGACUGAUGAAAAUUACGGCUACUUGGGUACAGGAGAUGUGCCAUCGCCUAACCCGGCCAUGAUGCCAUCCGUAACGCCUUCGCCUCCGUCGUUCCCCCAGUCACCAGCACAGCUCAAGAACAGCCCAGGCCGGCUUGAUACCCAACCAUCACAAAUGUCGCAGGACGCGACUGCGGCCAUGUCGCCCGACCUGAUGUCAACCAUGGGCAUCGGGUCGAUAGCACCGCCCGGCGUGCAGCCUCGCCAGGGGCCAGCUUCUGCCUCGGUCGACCCCGCCAGCAAUCCCGGCCUUGCCUUCAACAGCUCGUGGACCAUGCCAGGUGUUGGCGCGCCUGCCCUGCCACGUUACCACCAGUCCUACGCGCCCGUACAGAUUACCAGCAGCGGGCAAUCGGCACAGAGCUCAAGAACUGCGACGCGCAAUCCCACGCCAAAUUCGGUCUACGCCAUCGACGGACAAGACUGGUUCCUAAAGGACGGCAUCAACUGGCAGCAGAACUUUGAGGGCUGGGGCAUGACCAGUCCGACGAACAACAGUGCAAACAAUAACAAUAAUAGCAAUACCAGCAAUACCAACGGUGUUGGGGCUGGGGCCGGCGUGGCUGCUGGCGAUGUAUUCAUGUUCAAGGGUCUGCAGGGAGGCGACUUGGACAUGGGAGACAGCUGGGAUUUUGACAGCUCCAUGACGAAUCUGGAUCAGAUCCCGGGGCUUGACUGAGCUACUUGCGU